GCUCCAAUUACGAUCUUCCAAAGCUCUCAAAUCUCAAACAAUCUCUCUUCUCCAGCGUCCGAUCUCUGCAUAAAUCAACCCAAUCAGAUCUCUCUCCCUCUUCGCGCGCCAAAUACAAAUCUCUCUCCUCCCUCCAAUUUUKUGGUUUCCAUCGGCGGUAAUGGCGGAUGGUCCGGGGAGUCCGGCUGGUGGUAGUCAUGAAAGCGGCGGUGAACAGAGUCCUCACUCAAACUCUAACAUUAGGGAGCAAGACAGGUUCCUCCCGAUCGCUAACAUAAGCCGGAUCAUGAAAAAGGCAUUGCCUGCUAAUGGGAAGAUCGCGAAAGACGCUAAAGACACCGUUCAGGAAUGCGUUUCCGAGUUCAUCAGUUUCGUCACUAGCGAGGCCAGCGAUAAGUGUCAGAAAGAGAAGAGGAAGACAAUUAAUGGUGAUGAUUUGCUCUGGGCUAUGGCUACGCUAGGUUUUGAAGAUUAUAUUGAUCCCCUCAAGGCUUACCUGUCUAGAUACAGAGAGUUAGAGGGUGAUACAAAGGGUUCUGCAAGGGGUGGAGAUGGAUCGGGCAAGAAAGAUACAAUGGGACCUCAGCUUGUUCCAAAUGCACAGUUCCCUCAUCAAGGACCGUAUACACAAGGCAUGAAUUUUUUGAAUUCGCAUGUUUGAACUUCCAACUAAGAACCUGAGGUUCAUGAUCCAGUUGUGGGACUUUUGGAUCUUCUUGUUUAGUGAUUCAUGUAUUUGGUACCAAGUGGUGAGUAAAAAAUGUUUUGAAGUUAGAUCUUUCAUAUAUACAACGUACCGUUUGCUUAUCUCCCGUUUGUUUUUUCUUUUGGCGGGAAUAAGUUCUGUGGUGGUGGUUUAAUUGCUAUGAUGUUGAAAUUUGUAAGCUGAAUGAUCUAUGUUUAAAUGAUGAUUGAUAUUUGAAUUCUGGGUCUAAGAUGAAUCAGUUGGUAAGUCUUGGUCCUAGUCUGCUA
This is a messenger RNA of Cynara cardunculus var. scolymus (artichoke), 972 nucleotides long. RefSeq names its product nuclear transcription factor Y subunit B-1-like. The transcript has 7 exons. The coding region runs from base 161 to 661 and encodes 166 amino acids. Gene Ontology annotation, biological process: regulation of transcription by RNA polymerase II. Gene Ontology annotation, molecular function: RNA polymerase II cis-regulatory region sequence-specific DNA binding; protein heterodimerization activity; DNA-binding transcription activator activity, RNA polymerase II-specific. NCBI's taxonomy places the organism in Eukaryota, Viridiplantae, Streptophyta, Magnoliopsida, Asterales, Asteraceae. Gene Ontology annotation, cellular component: CCAAT-binding factor complex; nucleus. The record is from RefSeq and is a predicted model, not a curated record.